Trichoderma atroviride IMI 206040 is the source of this 893-nucleotide messenger RNA. RefSeq lists its product as uncharacterized. The record is from RefSeq and is a predicted model, not a curated record. NCBI's taxonomy places the organism in Eukaryota, Fungi, Ascomycota, Sordariomycetes, Hypocreales, Hypocreaceae.
AUGCAUGUCAAAAUUGCUGCCCUCGUCCAACGUCCAAGUGGCCGCUGCCAUUGGACGCUGGCGCGACGGGGACCCCAGUCGCUUCUCAUUUCUUCAUCGUUGUUACUGAAUGUGGACGCCGCCAUCUGCUGCAGAGAGGGGGGAGAUCAUGCCCUAACGAAGCUCGCCCAGCGCCCAUCACACCACUCGAAGCCACCGGCGCUUGUCCCUGGCCGGGCUGGCCUGGACCUCUUGCUCGCCAGGAACCCGGCGCUGAGGCUGCCGGCAAGGCGCAGGGGGUCGUUUCUUACAAACAUCUACAAGUACUUCACCGGGAACGCUCUCUACGGUACUGCAACACGAUACGGCCCACCAGCGACUCAAUCUGCCAUCGACGUGGACCACACGGUCGCAGCAGUGGCCCGCUGCCUUGGCUGGCGCCUCUUCGAGAGGAGGAGAGGCUAGGCUUAGGACAGCAUAGCACACUCUAGGCAAAACAGGGAACGAAGCUGCACUCGUAUCUGCGAUGGCAAAGACCGCGUGGUGAAAAGCCGUCUUUGGACCAACGGUUUGCUGCCAAUACUAGGCAGUAGUGCUGCUGCUGCUGCUGCCUCGCAUCUCACAAGCCAAUUGCUGGCGAUGGCGAGGCAUUUGAGCUGAAAAAAACUGAUCCAAGUCCUAGGUAAUAUAGAACACAGAUGCUGGCACAAGAGAUAUUGCUCGCGCUUCGUACGAAACGAAUCUAGUGCAGUGGGUUUUGCAGCAGCAUCGCGACAUCCCCACUUUCCGCUGUAGAUACAGUAUAUGUACCUAGUAAGCACGGGAGCCGUCCGUGGUCCGAGUUGCAAAGCAGAUCGACUGGGAAACAAUGAGAAUCAACAAACCAGUCAAAAUCCACAAGCGGGGGUUGGUUC